Messenger RNA from Ipomoea nil (Japanese morning glory), 3328 nucleotides. RefSeq names its product pre-mRNA-processing protein 40C. The transcript is spliced from 16 exons. Gene Ontology annotation, cellular component: nucleus. The record is from RefSeq and is a predicted model, not a curated record. Bases 166 to 3087 code for a protein of 973 amino acids. Gene Ontology annotation, molecular function: transcription coregulator activity; RNA polymerase binding. Lineage: Eukaryota; Viridiplantae; Streptophyta; Magnoliopsida; Solanales; Convolvulaceae.
UCGCAUUUUAGUGUAAUUGAUGGUAAAUAGCAGGCAGGGUAUGAAGUAUGAACUCAACGGAACUUCCUCCAGAAUCUUUCCCUCACUGUCGAUGAGAGCAGCUCCGGCUUGUUUGCUUCUUCUUCCUCAACAUUUCGUCGAAUAGCUUCACUGCGCAGUGAAUUAAUGGGAUCACCAGCUUGGUUCCCUCAGGAAAUGCAAUCUUCAACUCCGCAGACCUCUGUUACAAGUUCAUCAACUGCAGGACUAUCUUCAGACCCUUUGCCUAUGACUGCCAUCCCUCCUUCCAUUGCAAGCACUCCUUCAAAUAAUGGAAUGAGUCCAUCAAUAGAUUCAUCUAGAGACAUUGCCCAACAAAAAGCUACUGGCCCCCCUGGAUAUGGUGUCACUCGACUUCCUAUCUCAUAUGUAAAUGCCAUGAAGUCAAAUUCACAAAUUCCUGCAGGACCUCUCCAACCACCAGUCCCUGGAAAUUCUUUGUUUUCAUAUAACAUUUCUCAUCCAACUACUGGCAUGACUGGUGCUCCACAAUUUCCAACUAGCAUGGAUAUGAGGACUGGGAUUACACCAGAAACAGGAGUAACAGGACUAUCUUUUGCUACUCAGACUGUUCCCCAGCAAGCUAGUCCAAGUUUUCCAACAUCUAAUGCUACCACACCAACUUUAAGUAUGAUUCCUGCCCCAUCUUUUCAGAUGCCUCCUGGAGUUCCUAAAGCUCCUGCAACACCUGGUCCUCCUGGAAUAGGUUCAACUAUACAAUUGUCUUCUAGUACAAAUGCUCCAUUUUCUUCUGGAGAUUCUUCUCCAUCUCUGAGGCCCAUUAUACCACAAGCUCCUUUUCUGUCUAAUCCACCCAUUCAGCAGCAGGCAUAUACUCCAUAUAACUCUGUUUCUGCUUUGCAAACCCCUCCUCAGGGACCAUGGUUGCAUGCACCUGCUAGUGGCUUGGUAAGAUCACCAUUGCCAGUGUACCCUGCUUCCCUAACUGGUCCCUUUCCUAUGCUGGCUGGUAGUAUGCUGCACUCUUCUGCUACAUUCCCUGACACUCAACCUCCUGGGGUUUCAACCGUGGCAGCACCACCUGGAGCGUCUGCAUCUACAACUUCUACAACUUCAGCUCCCCAAUCAGUACCUGGUUCAGGGAUGCAGGCAGAGUUUCCUCCUGGAGUUGAUGAUAGUAGACAUGAAAAUGAUGUUGUGACAAGAGAUGUAGCUGUAAACAGUAAGAAUCUUGAUGCUUGGACAGCCCAUCGGACAGAAACAGGAACUGUAUACUAUUACAAUGCUUUAACUGGAGUAUCUACUUAUGAGAAACCUGCCGGGUUUAAAGGAGAGCCUGAGAAAGUUAUUGCACAACCAACUCCAGUUUCAUGGGAAAGGUUGUAUGGUACAGAUUGGGCAUUGGUCAUUACUAAUGAUGGCAAAAGAUAUUACUACAAUACUAAAACUAAGUUGAGCAGCUGGCAAAUUCCUGUUGAGGUGGCAGAGCUAAAACAGAGGUUAGAUUCUGAUGCAUUGAAAGCCCAAGCAAUGGCCAUGGCAAACACCAAUGUGCAACCUGAAAAAGAAUCUGCUCCAUUGCUUACCCCAGCAGUUAACACUGGUGGUCGUGAUGCCACAACUUUGAGGCCAUCAGGCAUGCAGGGAACAUCUUCAGCACUGGAUCUCAUAAAGAAGAAGUUGCAGGAUUCUGGAUCACCUGCUACUAUUCCAACAACUCCUGCUUUGUCAGGAGCAUCAGAUCUAGAUGGAAUUAAAGCAGGGGAUUCUACUGUUAGAGGUCCACAAAAAGAAAAUAGCAAAGAUAAGUCAAAAGAUGCUAAUGAUGAUGGUAAUUUGUCAGAAUCAACUUCCGAUUCUGAAACUGAAGACAGUGGGCCCACCAAGGAGGAGCUCGUCAUUCAAUUCAAGGAAAUGCUCAAGGAACGUGGAAUAGCACCUUUUUCAAAGUGGGAAAAGGAACUUCCAAAGAUAGUUUUUGAUCCACGGUUUAAGGCUAUACCAAGUUACAGUGAAAGAAAAGCUCUUUUUGAGCAUUAUGUCAAGACACGUGCUGAUGAAGAACGAAAAGAGAAAAGAGCUGCUCAGAAGGCUGCUGUAGAGGGCUUCAAGCAAUUACUGGAAGAAGCAAAGGAGGAUAUAAAUCAUAACACUGAUUAUCAAACAUUCAAAAAGAAAUGGGGUAAUGAUCCACGGUUUGAGGCACUGGACCGAAAAGAAAGAGAUGCUCUCUUCAAUGAGAGGGUGCUUUUUUUGAAGAGGGUUGCUCAAGAAAAAGCUCAAGCAGCUCGCGCCACCGUUAUAUCUGACUUUAAGUCCAUGCUUCGGGAGAAGGGAGACAUUACUUCAAAUACUCGUUGGUCAAAGGUGAAGGACAAUUUAAGAAAUGACCCCCGGUACAAAGCUGUCAAGCAUGAGGACAGGGAAGUUCUAUUUAAUGAGUAUCUGUCUGAACUAAAGACUGCUGAAGAAGAGACUGCAAGAGUGGCAAAAGCCAAAUAUGAUGAGGAGGAAAAGUUGAAGGAAAGAGAGCGAGCAUUGCGGAAACGAAAAGAAAGAGAAGAACAAGAACUGGAGAGGGUACGGUUGAAAACUUGUAGAAAGGAAGCAGUUGAGUCUUAUCAAGCUUUGCUUGUUGAAACAAUCAAAGAUCCUCAGGCAUCUUGGACCGAGUCAAAACCAAAACUAGAGAAGGAUCCCCAAGGACGUGUGGCCAAUCCUCAUUUGGAUCAAUCUGACUUAGAAAAACUCUUUCGAGAACACGUUAAGACAUUGUAUGAGCGGUGUGCCCAAGAAUUCCGAGCUCUUUUGAUUGCUGCUAUAACUGCAGACGCAGCUGCUCAAGAAACAGAAGACGGAAAAACAGUUUUUACUUCCUGGUCAACCGCAAAACAGCUUCUCAAAGCUGAUCCCAGGUACACUAAGAUGCCAAGAAAAGACCGGGAAUCCCUUUGGCGCCGACAUGUCGAGGAUAUUCAGAGGCGGCAAAAGUUGGCAAACGAACAAGAAGCCGAUAAGUCAAGGAAUAGAAGCUCCGGUGAUUCCUCGAAAUUUUUAGCUGGAUCAAAGAGAGCUGAGAGAAGAUAGCUCUUUUGCACUGGAAAAUUAACUGGAGUCUGUAAACUAAGUGGUUGAGAAGUAGCCAGCUUAAUCUUGACGAGGUUAGAAUGAGGGAGAAUAUUUGGUAGGAUGAAGCCAACUCAUUUAGUGGAAUUAUAUUCUUUGUUUUUGUCACUAACAUAAAAUACAUGAAACUAUUAGCUUCACAAUGUAAUCUACCAAUGAUCGUUUUUUGUUUCAUACAAACCGUUUCUAUCUAUUUUACUCU